Messenger RNA from Hermetia illucens (black soldier fly), 2025 nucleotides. Its product is annotated as apyrase-like. The transcript has 8 exons. NCBI's taxonomy places the organism in Eukaryota, Metazoa, Arthropoda, Insecta, Diptera, Stratiomyidae. Gene Ontology annotation, molecular function: 5'-nucleotidase activity. Bases 171 to 1826 code for a protein of 551 amino acids. The record is from RefSeq and is a predicted model, not a curated record. Gene Ontology annotation, biological process: AMP catabolic process. Gene Ontology annotation, cellular component: plasma membrane.
CAUUGGAGUCGCUUCAGUUCCAAACCUCCUACUGCUGAACCUCGACAUCCAUCAAAAUAAGUCACUUUUAGUUAUAAUAAAUCAAAUUAAAUUAAAGACAUCAUUGCUAUUUGAAUCAAAGCUCAUCUCAAUACAGUGAAUAGAUUGUUAACGGAAUAACACUCUUAUAGAUGUUGUUCCUGGCGGGCAUUUUCCUUUCGACCUUUUCUAGAGUCACCCUAGCGGUCCAAACGCAGAAUGAUCUGUUUCCCGUGUCCAUUAUUCAUCUGAAUGACUUCCACGCCAGAUUUGAAGAAACAGACUGGUCUUCAUCCACCUGUAUCGAUCCAAAUGAAUGUAUUGGCGGUUAUGGCCGAGUGGUUACCAUAGUAAAACACCUACUGAAAGAGCGCAACAAUACGAACCCCAUCUACCUCAACGCUGGAGAUAAUUUCCAAGGAACUCUCUGGUAUAACAUUGGUCGCUGGGAUGUUACGCAAUAUUUUCUCAACCUGCUUCCCGCUGAUGCCAUGACGUUGGGUAAUCAUGAAUUCGAUCACGGCAUAGAUGGACUUACUCCAUUUUUAGAAAAAAUCAAAGCCCCCAUAGUCGUAGCAAACAUUGAUGACAACAAGGAGCCAACAAUGCAAGGCAAAUAUAAAAAAUCCGUGAUUAUUAAUAAAUAUGGCAGGAAAAUUGGAAUCAUCGGGGUCAUAUUGAAAACAACAUAUCAACUUGCUAACACAGGUAAACUCAAAUUCCUAGAUGAAUCCGAGUCAGUUAAAGCGGAGGCAGAGCGACUGAAGAGCAAACAUGGGGUUGACAUUAUCAUAGUUCUAUCACAUUGUGGAUUGGAAACUGAUAGAUUAAUCGCAAAAACCGCUGGACCUCUUAUCGAUGUCAUAGUUGGAGGUCACUCUCACACGUUUCUAUAUUCAGGACAAAGUCCACUAGGCCCCGACACCCCGAAAGAUAAAUACCCUGUUGAAAUCAUACAAGAUAAUGGCCACAAAGUACUAAUUGUUCAAGCGUCCUGCUACACGAAAUAUGUUGGUGACAUCACAGUAUACUUCGACAGAGCCGGGGAAGUAGUAAGUUAUGAGGGCAAACCGAUCUUCCUUGCUCAUCAUAUUAUUCAAGAUCCCGAAAUUGUUAAUGAGCUGGAGUCUUGGAAAGAAGCUAUUGAUAUUAUCGGCAAUCGACAAGUUGGCCAAACGCGAGUGACACUUUCGAGGGACAGCUGCACAUAUGAGGAAUGUAACCUGGGAAGUUUCAUAACCGAUGCAUUAACAUAUUCGUAUGUAAAAUCAACACCAUACGAUAGCCCCUAUUGGACUACUGCUGCUAUUUCUUUGCUCAAUGUCGGAAGCAUCCGAACGGCACUUAACAAAGGAAUUCUCACUUAUGCUCAUCUCGUCACUACUUUACCAUUUGGAAACACUUUGGAUUCGUUCGACCUCCGCGGAAGACAUCUAUUAGAAGCACUCGAAUAUUCUGUUUCUCAGUCCUAUGAUGGCAGUCAUUUCAAUAAAGUAAAAAUGCUUCAAGUAUCUGGCCUCCAAGUGAAAUUUAAUAUCCAUAAGCCUGUUGGCAAACGCGUCGUGGAGGUCCUUGUGCGAUGCCAGAAGUGCAUAAUUCCGGAGUACGAACCUCUUAGUUUGGAAAAAAAAUACAGAGUUGUAAUGCCGUCUUUCUUGGCAGCAGGAGGCGAUGGUUUUACUAUGUUCAGAGACUAUAAGGAGGAAACUAGAAUUGGUAAACUUGAUAUAGACGCAUUUGAAGAGUACGUCAAAAAACAAUCGCCGAUUAUAGCUGGAUCGAAUGAUCGUAUUAUUAUGUUAACAUAAAUUGUGUGUAAUGAAGUAUAAUGAAUCAUAAAUAAUCCUUCGUUCAUUCAAUUGCACAGGUAAAUGUGAGUAAACUGUUUUCAUGUAUAAAUUAUUAUCAAUAACUCAAAAAUCUAAACGGAACCAAUCAGCAUAUGGAAGUCCCAAUAUUCUAUUAAGAAGGCUUUACAUAGAUUCCUUGAAAUUUAAAUACGAUAUU